AUGGAAUUUGAGACGUCCGGCGAGACACUCACCUUAUCCUGCCUGGAAACUGGAGAAUGGGAACCCCUCGAGAAAUGCAUCUGGGUGGAAUGCCUGGGGGACCCGGUGCUGCCUUCGAUGUAUUUCAUUUCAAACUGGGACGGGACGUCGAGGAAAGUCGGGACCACUUUCCAAUACAUGUGCCUCAUAGCAUUCCAAACGACCGUAGUUGGCCGUUGCGAGGAAACGGGGAAAUGGUCUUCCCCUCCUCUUCUCGACUGUGACCGGCAUUACUUGCUUCGAAGAGAGAGCGAGAAACGAGAGGGAAAGAAUUCAUCAGCCAACGGACUCGUUAUCAGGGCAAAGGGGAAGGUGGAAAGGACGCCGGAAGGAGGGGAGAUGGAUAUCUGCGUGGGAAGGGGGAGUGCCAAGGUCGACCGGUGCAUCGAAAGGGGAAAGGAAGGGAAGAAGGAAAGUGACCAAGAACCAACACCAGCAAUUCAGCGCCAACAAGGGAGGGGAUUGAAGUUCUGGGGCUCCUGUCGCACUCUUCCUCUCUGGAGGGGAUCUGGAACCGAUUACGCUGUUUCUGGCACCAUCUCAUGAGGGCAUGACGAACUGAGGACCCUGUCGCUGGUGCCAUCUGUGGAGGAGAUGAACAACUCACGACCCUGUCACUGGCAUCUCUGGAGGGGAUGUCAAACUGAGGAUCCUGCUGUUAACGGAAUCUCUGAGGUAUCGGGA
This is a messenger RNA of Darwinula stevensoni, 723 nucleotides long. The record is from the annotation of a GenBank genome assembly. NCBI's taxonomy places the organism in Eukaryota, Metazoa, Arthropoda, Ostracoda, Podocopida, Darwinulidae.